UUUGAGACUAAAACAUUUUGUCAUAACAUUUUACGCAAACGCUAGGGCUAGUCCUCUUGUGUUAUUCGAGAUAGCUUAGUUUAAAUGAUCCACCCACAUUCUAUUAUAUUCCCUAUUGCAAGCGCGUGACAGAAUAUGAAUAUAGGGUCAUAUUCACCAUGUUUUGUUGAUUUACCUCGUUAAUGUAGUAGAGGUAAAUAGGUGUUAUGAUAUCAUCAUACAGUGUUGGUUUAAUUGUGGUUAAUCGCUUUAGAGAGGUGGCAAAGCUCACAUGUGAAUUUCGGAAGUGACUAACUGGUAAUUUAAAAUGUUUACAAUAUUCGUUUUGGUGAUAUCUGCGAUGCGUGUUACGGGAGAAUUUUUGCCUGAAGAACUAAACCCGUACAUACAAGCUUUAAAAGCGUAUCCAUUGGCGCGUCAAUACAGCCACGGAUAUUUGGAAACGCGUCCAGGAGCGCACUUCUUCUAUUGGUUUUAUUACGCAGAUGGUAAAAAAAUAGAAUCAAAUCAAAAACCUUUAAUAAUAUGGAUCCAGGGUGGCCCGGGGUUUGCUGCGAGCGGUGUAGGUAAUUUCGGCGAAUUUGGACCUUUAAAUAUGGAUUUAGAACCACGCAAUCAUACAUGGAUGAAAGGCAGGAAUGUGCUCCUCAUUGAUCAUCCUGCGGGUGUUGGUUUUAGUUAUGUCACUAAUAAGACUCUACUCGCUACCUCAGACAGAGAUGUGGCCUUAGACUUGUGCCGAGCUAUAAAAUUGUUUUUUAAAAGACACAAACAGUACCGAAAAACGCCCACAUAUUUAAUUGGUCAAAGCUACGGUGGUAAAAUUGUUCCCAGAUUGGGAUUAUAUUUACACACAGCAAUUAAGAAAAAAGGUUUAAAGAUUAACUUUAAAGGUAUUGCUAUUGGCGGAGGUUGGGUGAAUCCGAAAGAAAGCACUUUGAGUCAACCGGAUUUUUUAUAUUUCAUGGGCUUUAUCGACCGGGAUAUAUAUUUGACAACUACUAAAUUAGUACAAAAGUUGGCACAAUCAAUAGAGACACAUAAUUAUUUUUCCGCUGGUGCUUUAGAUACUCUUAUAUUUACAACGUUUAAUGAAGAAGGGGAGAUAAAUUUUAAUAAUCUGAAAACGCCGAGUCCUUAUCCAGCGUUAACAAAACUAAACUCCGUUAUGAAUUUAUACGUGAAACCUACUUUAUUUAAAGUAAAUCAAACAUUGAAAUGGAAAUAUUUAUCGACCGACGCUUACUACAGUUUAAAAUCAAAUUUUUUAAUGCCUUCGACUUCGUUCUUGGAAAGACUAUUAAAUCAAACCAAUUUGAAAAUUGUCGUGUACAACGGAAACUUGGAUGCGGUUGCUCCAUUGGCAGCUGCAUCUAAUUGGGUUCAUAAGCUGAAUUGGCAUGGGGCGAAAGAAUUUAAUAAUGUUAAAAGAAAUCGUAUUGCCGGCGAAAGAAAUGGUUUUUACAAAGAAGUGGGCCAGCUUAGUUUUUGGUCAGUGUUCGAGGCUGGACAUUGGGUGCCCGAAGAAAAUCCUGAAGCGAUGGAGCAGAUAUUGACAUAUUUUACCAAAUGAGACGCAAUCACAACUAUCUCAUAUAAUUAUGGACCCAGAGUAUUGGAAUUAUAUCUAAAAUGAGGAUAGAGGUAGUCAGUGCUAUUUAAAAAAAGAAAAUUUAUGUGUUAAUUGGCUUUGGAAUUAGAUGGAUGGAUAAGUUAUCACAUUAUUUUUAUGUUUGAAAUUCAGUUUCUUCAUAACACCACCUACACUUAAGUUUGUUUUAGAGAACUAUAACUAAACAAAUUAAGACAAUACCAGUAAAUAUGAAUUGUUAACUAAAGCCUAUUGUAAUCAUUAACAAAUAUUAUAUUAUAUAAGGCCCACCGAAUUUUAUACUCGAAUUCCAUUUAUUAUAUGCUAUUAUGAUUAAGUAUAUGAUAACCAAAAUAUCUAACUACUUGAUUUCAUUUUUUUAUAUAUUCUUAAUUUUUUUUUAUCGAGGUACUCAAAUUUAUUUAUUUGUAAUUUAAUGUCGCCAAUAAAACAGUAAAAUUAAAAUGUUGAAGUAAUAUUAUUUAUAUUAUUUGAUUAAGAUAACGCAUUCAUUAUUAUUAUUACAAACAGCAUAAUACAUCUAUAAUAUAAUAAAAGUCAUACAAAUUAAUACAUAUUGACAACAGCGGUAUCGGUAUAUCAUACAAUGCAUUGCACACACAUUAAUUAACUCAA
Manduca sexta (tobacco hornworm) is the source of this 2227-nucleotide messenger RNA. Its product is annotated as retinoid-inducible serine carboxypeptidase. The record is from RefSeq and is a predicted model, not a curated record. Gene Ontology annotation, molecular function: serine-type carboxypeptidase activity. NCBI's taxonomy places the organism in Eukaryota, Metazoa, Arthropoda, Insecta, Lepidoptera, Sphingidae. The transcript is spliced from 8 exons. Bases 308 to 1573 code for a protein of 421 amino acids. Gene Ontology annotation, biological process: proteolysis.